UUUGACAAUAAUUGUCAGCUUGACGCACAUUGCUUUGUCUCAGUCGACAAAGUUGUGCAAAGCAAGAAAUAGGUGAAGACAGGUCGCUCCUUGUUUUAUUUCAAAAGGAAUUUAAAUUUUAAAAUUUUAAAAAAUAAUAAUUAGAUUUGUUCUAAUAACCAAUAAUUCAGAAAGCUAAAAUGAUAAAUACAGACUCUGAAGACGCUACAAAAAAAUGCCCCACAACAAACCAAGCUCUCUAUGAGCUGCCUGACAACAUUAAUUACCAACUAUCACCAAUCACGAGCAUGGCAGAGCGAAGGGCUUUAAAGUCAAAAUUUGAUCGUAUUUAUGAAAGAUAUAAUAAUUUAUUGCAAGAAAUCACAUCUGCAAACUUACGUUUCAGACAACUAUGUGAUCAACUUGAUUACACACCUAAAAAUACUGGAGCUUAUGAAAAACUCAAGAAAGAUGUCGAAAUUGAAUAUUGUAAGCUGACAAAUGACAAGGCACUUCAAGAUAAAAUGACUUAUUUUAAAUUCUUACACAAUGAAUUAACGGAGAUCAAAGAAGUGGUCAUUAAUUACGAUAACAAAGUUUUGGCCAACUUGAAGUUGUAAACGACAGUAAACUAAACUCAACAUUUUAAAUUUAAUAAUUGCUAUAAAUUUAAUUACUGUUAUAAUUAUUUAAUAAUUACUUUAAUUAACGUUAAUUACUGAUAAUAGUUAUAUAUUGUAUUAUAGAAUA
Molecule: messenger RNA, 729 nt
Organism: Teleopsis dalmanni
Lineage: Eukaryota; Metazoa; Arthropoda; Insecta; Diptera; Diopsidae
Exons: 2
Coding region: 180-599 (139 amino acids)
Biological process (GO): positive regulation of transcription elongation by RNA polymerase II; snRNA transcription by RNA polymerase II
Cellular component (GO): transcription elongation factor complex
Molecular function (GO): cis-regulatory region sequence-specific DNA binding
Source: RefSeq, a predicted model, not a curated record